Molecule: messenger RNA, 579 nt
Organism: Anisakis simplex (herring worm)
Lineage: Eukaryota; Metazoa; Nematoda; Chromadorea; Rhabditida; Anisakidae
Source: the annotation of a GenBank genome assembly
AUGAAAUCAAUAGACUGUUUGUUAAGACCAGCCUACGUGCAAGGAGAAUAUGAUUCGUCGGGACCUGAAGAUAGCGAUGAAGAGGAUCGUGUUGCCGAUAUCCGUAGAGUUGGACGUUCUGCAGGAGCAGGAGACGAUCGAAGAUUGCAUGAUGCGCCGCUUCGUACAGAACGUGAUAGAAAUCGUCGAGUGGAUGAACCCGAGGUGAUUCGUGGACGUUCAGAGGCAGCUGUGGCAGCCACAACAAAAUUGGAAGAGGCUGCAGCAUCGAGUUCCGAGGAUGAAGAAGAGGCCGAGAGACGGAGGGCCAGAGCUCGGGCUAGACGCUUGCAGUACGAACAGCAGGAAGCACCGGUUGAGGAGGAUGAAGCAGAUGAGGAUGAUCAGGAGGAAUUCGAACGUCGUCGGCAACGUCUCCGAGAACGUGCACUGAAACGUGAAGAAGAGGAGGUGCUGAGCAAAGAGGUCGGUGUUGAAGAGGAGGAAGAGGAGACCGAAGAGGAAACCACCGACGAGGAAUCGGACCAUAGCGAANACGAUAUGAUGCCGAGAUUGAAGCCAAUUUUUGUGGAGAAGUGA